Melampsora larici-populina 98AG31 is the source of this 3474-nucleotide messenger RNA. RefSeq lists its product as uncharacterized. The transcript is spliced from 19 exons. Bases 1 to 3474 code for a protein of 1157 amino acids. The record is from RefSeq and is a predicted model, not a curated record. Lineage: Eukaryota; Fungi; Basidiomycota; Pucciniomycetes; Pucciniales; Melampsoraceae.
AUGAGACCACCCAGGGCCCUGCUCAGAGAAUGUUGCCUCUGCGGUCACAACGCCUACAACUCGAUCAUCCGGACAAGAACGUUAUCAAUACAAAUCAUGGAUACAUAUUGUACAUCAUCCGUCUGGCUCGGGAUUCAAGGAACAACAAGUCGGCAAAACUUCGGAAACUGGAUAGAGCUCAUCCCGGCUCAAAUGGUGGUUCUCGCUGUUCAGAUUAUCUGGGCACAGAUUGCACAUCAACAUGAUGUGAUUCGCCUUUCGAUUAUGGAUGGAGUUGGAUUUCGGCCUACCCAUACUCAUUCAGGUUUGGUAAUCAAAGAGUUGACGGGUGAUAUGCAACUCACCAAGGCUGCCGAGGAGUGGGACGUAGUGACAAGGAAAACCUCUGGCGAGAAUGAUCUUGUCCCGGACGUUACAACAAGUUGCAUCGUCACAGUCCUUGAUUUGGAUAGUUGGAAUUUCAGCUACUUGAAUUAUAUACAUGUACCCGACUUCUUAAGAGUCAAUUCAAUCAGGUUUGCUCUAUUUCAAAUUGAGUUUAAUUCAAGCUUUUGUCUUGUUCCAUUAGAACAACAAUCUAUUGGAGGAAGAAGUAAAACAACUUCUAGUGUGUCUACAACCAAUUUGGAUUUAGCUGCGUUCGAAAAGGUUUCGACUCCAGUUAAAGAAAAUCAUCAAGUGAUGGUCUUUGUGCAUGCACGUAAAGAAACUGUCAAAACCUCUCAAAGGUUGAUAGACAAGUUUGUUGAUGAAAGUUUGCUCCGAUAUUUCGAUUCAAGUGAACAUCCAAAACAUGAUUCUUCAAAACGUGACUUGACUGGUUCCAGGAAUAAAGAAAUGAAACAAAUUGUCAAGCAUGGACUUGGCGUGGUUCACCCAAACACAAAGCAACGCCAGCAUUUACGCGUCCCGGCAAGGAGUACCAGGAGAACGCUACAUCAUUCUUCAAUAUGGCCGAAUACUGGUUCAGGAAACGCGAAUGCAACCAGCAUUGAAACUCCCACCUUGGUUUACAGACCGACUGAACUCGAGGCAUUGGCUCUCAAGCUCAAAGACCCCACGGGUGAUAUGAAGACCAAGAUUCAUCUGGCGAUUGAGCUACAUGAGACGAUCAGCUUUCACCAGAGAGACAAGGAACUUAGCAAACAUCUCGAGGUCGUCGUCACUGCUGCAGUCGGAAUUCUCACACACACCGAACCUGCAUUUGUUAACACUACUUGGGAUUAUAAAUUUCGUUACCUUCUGCUUGAUACACUAGCUCGCAUGCCAAUGCAUGAACAUAUGAAACCUCACGCGUUAUCUGUAAUGAGCUUGUUGAUUCAGCUUAGCCGAUCAGAUAAUGCCAAAUCAGCCAACACCUGCUUCAAACUUGGUGUUGAUCUAUAUCGAUCCUUCAAGACCAUCCUCGAGCCAACUACCACGCCUUUUUUCAACACGAUCAUUGAAAUGUACAACAUGGCGGCACCAACUUGUCUCUACUUUCAAAAGCAUGAUCAAAGGUACAAAGGCAAAUUCGAUGACGAGGGCAGUGUUCGGGACGCCAAAUGCUCCUGGACGCAUGAACCCCGAAUAAAUUUCAUCAGAGUGAUACCAGGAAUGAAAUAUUUCAAAGCACUACAGGAAUGUCCAUUUGCGGUAGUUUUCCUUCUGCAAACCUACAAGAUUAUGGUUCAAAAUAGUCUGGCAAGCUUUUUGCCAGUCAUCUUCAAAUUUAUCAAAACUUCACCUUUGCCACAAGUACAAUGGCACGAAAUCAUUGCCGAAGGUGGGCAGGGUACGUUUGUUGGUAUUGCUCCGGCAAUCAUCAAAGCCGGGAAACGUACUCCUUACAAUGAUCUGGUCGUCGCACAGAUCAUGUCGUUCAUAGCAUAUGUUUUGAGGGCGCAACCACCAGUCGUCCAACCGUUCGCGCCUGAUAUCCCGGUGAUUGUAAUUAGAAUGUUGAAGAACAUCCCACCAGAAUCAUCACCUUCUCGUCGCGAACUUAUCAUCGCAGCCCGUCAUAUUCUCGGGAAUGAAACCCGGUCUUACUUUCUACCGUACCUGAACGGCUUAUUUGAUCAUCGCAUCUUCAUAAGAACUGGUGUUACCUCUUUGAGAGCCUACGACAUCUGGUAUACAGCACCACUGCAACAUCUGGUAUACAGCACCACUACGACAUCUGAUGACCUCAAGCCAGUUCAAAUCAAUUCAGUGUUGAUAGACUUCAUGAACGUCGUCCACGAUCCUACUACUACGAGUACCACACAAGCGAUGGCCAGCAAAGCGAUCUUAACUCUAGUCGAAUAUGUUGGCUCACAUAGAUUCGAACCACAGGAAGCUAAGGCAAUGGCCGAAACCCGUACAGGUCAGUUGGCAACCUCGAUUUCACGACGUCAGCAACAACUGGUCAACUUGACAUCCAAGGACGUGCUCAUGAAGAUGGCAGACAAGGGCAAACGGAAGGACAAUCUAGAUGUGGCGGAUAUAACGGAUUAUGAUCGAGCACUGUCAUCGCUGAACAAUAGGGAACGAACUGAUUUGGACCGAAUGAUGAUUGAAAGGAGCAAAAUGCCGCGGUGUCUUAUGCCUAUUGUCGAGCCGUCGCCAGAACAAUCCAAAGCAAUUUUGCAAUCUCGACGGACCAUCAUUCGGGUUUGCAUCACCAGUUCCACCGUUAUCGUCAAUAAUUUGAAGAAGAUGAAGGCUCCGCUACCCAAUGCUGCACUCUUGGGCCAGUUCUUGAUUGCGGGCCUACAAUGCCUUACUACAUAUGAUUAUCAACGUGAAUUGAAGGAGGUCAAAGAGAUAGUUGACACCUCCAUUCAUAUCUUUACUCAAAUUCAUAUCAUCCUUUUAACCGAAAUUGUUGAACUCAACAUCAAAGCUACCGUCAAUGAACUCCGAAAUAACACCGAUUUCAUGGCCUUCCCUCAAUACCUACUUGCGAACUCAGUAUUGACUAAAACAUUCAUUCAUGAUGAGUUGAUAUUGCCACCCCACCUUAGUGAGCUCAUCAUGGAGUCAUUAAGCUUGGCUUGUCAAUGCAAUGAACCAGGCCAGUAUUAUUCAGUCUUACGAGCCUGUUUCGGGGGCUUAUUCAAGGCAACUCGCGUAGCAGACAUCGCUGACGAUGCACGACAGCACCUGUACUCACUGACGCUCACGGACGUGGUUAUGGAUGCAUUGUUAGACAACCUCACUGCUGCUAUUGAUAAGCAACAUUUUUCGUCCGCCUCUCAGUUCACACUGGAAGUUCUCAAGGAGCUCUUUGAGAGACCCAAGAAAUCCCCACCUCCCCGAGACGAAGUGAUGUUGCUAGCGAAGCGUACUCUGUGUGUGAAGGCCAGCUCUUCUUGCUACGACCACUCUUGGCCUCGAAAAUGUGCCGGUCACGAGAUCCUUUCGCCUCUGAUAAACGAUUUGGACUUGGAAAUGUCGUUGAUAUUGAAUACGCUCCCAGAUUCGGGCCCAACAGAUUUUUGCCCGCGAUGA